Brienomyrus brachyistius is the source of this 2890-nucleotide messenger RNA. RefSeq names its product phosphoenolpyruvate carboxykinase 2 (mitochondrial) (gene pck2). Gene Ontology annotation, molecular function: manganese ion binding; phosphoenolpyruvate carboxykinase (GTP) activity; GTP binding. Gene Ontology annotation, biological process: cellular response to dexamethasone stimulus; cellular response to insulin stimulus; gluconeogenesis. Lineage: Eukaryota; Metazoa; Chordata; Actinopteri; Osteoglossiformes; Mormyridae. The record is from RefSeq and is a predicted model, not a curated record. The transcript is spliced from 10 exons. Gene Ontology annotation, cellular component: mitochondrion; cytosol. The coding region runs from base 611 to 2515 and encodes 634 amino acids.
AUUAAUUCAACGUUUACCGCUAUAGUAGGUUUGACCCGUGAGUGUCACCCUUACUUCCGCAGUAAUGGUUUCUGGGGAGACUUUCGAUUCGAUGAUGUUAUUAAAUAUAUGAUCGCAUUGACACGGGAACUACAUUAUGAUUGCAUGGAGCCGAAAGACACAGUGUCAAAGUUCGGGUUGCGAGAUAUAACAGGGCAAGAGGGAAACCGGUUCCGGCAGGAGGACGGGGAACGCGGCCGGCGUCGGGCUGCGCUUCAUGAGUAAAUGAACCGUAUGCCUUACCUCUGUCUUUGUGUUCCCUUCUACAGACAGCUGUAACAUAUUCAGUCAAUAAUAACUCUACUUUAUAUUUCUGUUUUGGUGUGCCUGCUCAGGGGAUUUGCUUCAAAGCCCGUUUUGUAGCAUUACGUUUCAGGCGAAUUCCGCGGUUUCUGCAAAAUUGUAAAUGAUAUUUUAUUUUGGAGGCGUUUUUACACGUGUUUUUAACGGCGAGGUUCCGCUCCUCAGACUCAUUUUAUUUUUUAAAUAUAUUUUAAUACGUGCGAGAAGACCACCAUUUGGAUUCUUUUAGGAUUCAAAAAUUUUACCUAACGCCUAAAUAAUAAUAAAAAUGUCGUUCCGUUUAAUGGGAGUUCUAAGAAGGCAGAGCAGAGUGGGGAUUGUGGCAUGGACCCGCUCUGCCUCCUCGCUGCCUUCCCUGCCUCCAGCAGUAGCCAACUUUGUUUCGGAGGCAGUGGAUGAAUGCCAGCCGGCAAAGGUGCACAUUGUGAGUGGCACCCAGGAAGAAAUUGCAGACAUCUUUGCUGGGCUGGAGAGAGACGGCAUGGUGAAGCGCCUUUCCAAGUACCAGAACUGUUGGUUAGCACGCACGGACCCUAAGGAUGUGGCACGUGUGGAGAGUAAGACCGUGAUCGUGACGAGGCAGCAAAGGGACACGAUGCCCAUUCCUGCUCCUGGAGUGAAGAGCCAGCUGGGCAGCUGGAUGAGUGAGAGUGACUUCCAGAAGGCCAGGAAAGACCGUUUUCCCGGCUCCAUGAAAGGCCGGAAGAUGUAUGUGAUCCCGUUCAGCAUGGGACCUGUGGGCUCUUCGCUAGCCAAGUUUGGCGUGCAGGUGACUGACUCGCCCUAUGUGGUGGCCAGCAUGGGAGUUAUGACGCGCAUGGGCUCCGCGGUGAUGGAGAAGCUCGCCCAGGGGGCCGACUUUGUCCGCUGUCAGCACUCCCUGGGACGACCCCUGCCUCUCAAAGCUCCGUUGAUUAGCUCCUGGCCCUGUAAUCCAGAUAAAGUGCUGAUCUCCCACCUGCCAGACACCAGGCAGAUCCUCUCCUUCGGCAGCGGCUACGGAGGAAACUCGUUGUUGGGAAAGAAGUGUUUUGCCCUGAGGAUAGCUUCCUGCAUCGCCAAGGACGAGGGCUGGCUGGCCGAGCACAUGCUGAUCCUAGGAAUCACCAACCCUCAGGGAGUGAAACGUUACGUGGCAGCGGCCUUUCCCAGUGCCUGCGGGAAGACGAACCUGGCCAUGAUGAAGCCAGCCCUGCCUGGCUGGAAAGUGGAGUGCGUGGGAGACGACAUUGCCUGGAUGAAGUUCGACAGCCAGGGGAGACUCAGGGCCAUCAAUCCAGAGAACGGCUUUUUUGGUGUGGCUCCUGGCACUUCGAUGAAGACCAACCCGUAUGCCAUGGAGACCAUCUCCAAAAACACUGUGUUCACCAAUGUUGGGGAGACCAGUGAUGGUGGGGUGUGGUGGGAGGGUAUGGACUCCCCACCCCCGGGGGUCUCACUGACUGACUGGCACGGCAAAGCAUGGAAGCUAGGAAACCCCACUCCUUGCGCUCACCCCAACUCCAGGUUUUGUGCCCCAGCCGCACAGUGUCCCAUCAUUGACCCAAAGUGGGAGAGUGAGGAAGGGGUGCCCAUCGACGCCAUCAUCUUCGGCGGAAGACGACCAGAAGGAGUUCCACUGGUUUAUGAGUCCUUCAGCUGGCGUCAUGGUGUGUUUGUUGGCGCCUCCAUGAGGUCUGAGUCCACUGCUGCUGCUGAGCACAAAGGCAAGGUCAUCAUGCACGACCCCUUUGCCAUGCGCCCUUUCUUUGGCUACAACUUUGGGGACUAUCUGGCCCACUGGCUCAGCAUGGAGACCCGGUCAGAGCCCCUCCAGCUCCCCAAGAUAUUCCAUGUCAACUGGUUCCGAAAGGAUCCCACAAAUGGGUCGUUCCUCUGGCCCGGCUUUGGCGAGAAUGCCCGGGUCCUUGAGUGGAUCUUCAGGCGCUGUGGCAGGGAGAGGGAGGACGAGGCGGCCGAGAGGAGCAUUGUGGGCUGGCUGCCCCAGAAAGGUGCCAUUGACCUGAAAGGUCUGAGCAAUGUGGAUAUGGAGGCCCUGUUAAACCUACCGAAGGCCUUCUGGGAAAAUGAAGUGCAGGAACUCCAGACAUAUUUUAGUCAACAAGUGGGGUCCGACCUUCCCCCACAGAUAUGGGAGGAGCUAAAGGCCCUGAAGGAGCGGGUGAGAAAAUAAUGGCAGGUGCAAGGGAUCAGGAGGAGGAGUGAGGAUAAAGACAUGUUUCAAAAUGAUAAAACCUGAAGUUUUAAUAAGAAGGAAUGGGGUUGGUGACAUAUCAAGCUGUGCAGUAUUUAAACAGUUUUAUGUGGGACUCACUGAAGUGUAAAAAAAUAAAAUAGGGAAUCACUGUGUAUUUCAAUAUAUUCACAUAUAAUAAGUGGGAAGACGUGGUUGUCUGAAUUGUUUAUAAAUUUAAGUUUUAAUUAUAUAUAUAAUAUAUAUAAAUUUGUUUUUGGAAAACUUGAAUGGCAAACCAGUAGUAAUACGUUUUAACUGAAUGUGAUGGUGGAGACUUUUUGUAUGUUGAGCAAAUAAAAAUAUUGAAAUGUG